GCCGUCUGUGUUUCUCAGUGUCGUCGUCUUCCUCUCUCUCUCGCUAUCCAUUUCACUUCCACAUUCGAUUAUAGAAAAAAAUAAAUGGAGUGGUACUUUGUAGCUUCGUUCCUCACCGUCCUCACCAGUUCUCAGGUCAGUCUACCUCACCGGAAAUCCUUAGUUCCGUCCUAUUCUGAAAUUUCUAUCCUCCAUCGAACCCUAACCUUACAACACCCUCGCUCCUGAACUUAAACUCCGAUUAUCCUAAGAAACUUGAUUUUGAUUAUGGCAUUCUGGAUAUAAUGUAUUUCAUUUCAGGUUUCCAACUUCUUUUAAUCUGAUUUGCGCUAAGAAACUUGAUUUUGAUUACAGCAUUCUGGAUCUAAUGUAUUCGUUUCUGGUUUCCGACUUUUUUUUAAUCUGAAAUUCAGCUGAUGUUUGGUUUCCUACAAUAAGAAGUGACGAUUCGUGUAUUAGGUGGUAAUUUUGUUUUGUGCAAUGAGGAUAUUCUUUGCUUAAUUCUGAUUGCUGGUUGGAGCGUUCAGGUGAUUGUAUGAAUUGAAUAAAAAUACUGGAUCUGUCCUUAGUGAAAAUUUAAUUCAGAGGAAGACAAAGAUCCAGUGCAGAUUUCAUGUAGAGAGUGUAUUUUUGGUCCUACUAAUUCUUUUUUUCUCCAGGGGAUCUUAACCACAUUAUCACAGAGUAAUGGGAGAUAUAAAUAUGACUAUGCCACGGUUCCAUUCCUCGCUGAGGUUUUUAAGCUGUUGGUAGCGAGUUUUCUUCUGUGGAGGGAGUGCCAGAGAUCACCUUUUCCAAAGAUGACUACAGAUUGGAAGACUGUUCGCUUGUUCCCUAUUCCUUCCAUCAUAUACUUAAUCCAUAAUAAUGUCCAAUUUGCUACCCUGAUGUAUGUGGAUACAUCUACCUAUCAGAUAAUGGGAAACUUGAAAAUUGUGACUACCGGAAUAUUAUUCAGAUAUUCUGAUUUCAUGCUUUAGGUUGUUUCUUAAGAGAAAGCUUUCUAAUCUGCAGUGGAUGGCUAUUAUUCUGUUGGCUGUUGGAACAACCACAAGCCAGGUCAAAGGUUGUGGGGAGGCUUCAUGUGAAUCCCUUUUCUCAGCACCAAUUCAAGGAUACAUGUUUGGAACUUUGUCUGCUUGUCUUUCAGCAUUGGCUGGUGUUUAUACAGAGUUCUUGAUGAAGAAGAAUAAUGACAGCUUAUACUGGCAGAAUGUCCAAUUGUACACGUUUGGAGCAAUCUUCAACAUGGCACGGCUUCAGUUGGAUGACUUUAGAGGUGGAUUUGAGAAAGGACCAUGGUGGCAGCGCCUUUUUAAUGGAUACACUACUACUACCUGGAUGGUAGUGUUAAAUCUUGGGUCUACUGGGCUUUUGGUUUCUUGGUUAAUGAAAUAUGCUGACAAUAUUGUGAAGGUGUAUUCAACAUCCAUGGCCAUGCUAUUGACGAUGGUUCUAUCUGUGUUCCUCUUCAAUUUCAGGCCAACACUGCAGCUUUUCUUGGGAAUCAUAGUUUGCACGAUGUCUCUACACAUGUACUUUGCUCCUCCAAAUAUGCUUCUAGAUUUGCCUCCAACUAGCAAACAAGAUCCAGAGAGCCUCAUCAAGGUUCCUGAUGAUCGUGGAACAGAUUCAUGACGCCUAGAACCUUUACUCAUAGCAUGCAAUUCUUUUGUAACUCAAUUAGCACUGAAAUUCAAUUUCAUUUCUUGUAAAACAUGCUUGUUACUGACUCAAAUGUGCCAAAUAUGCAAGUGUAGAACAGGUAACAAGAUCAAGUGGCCAUUUUGGAUACAGAUAUGGAACUGCCUUUCUAGCUUUAAGAAUUAUCAAAUUGGAUGGAGUAACAACCAAGAGAGAAAAGGCAUGCACAGUAUUAUUUGUAUGUUGGUUACUGAAUUCUGAAAACAUGAUGAGUCGGGAUGGAAACGACAAGAUCUUGCUAUUGGAUCUUGACUCGGCCCACUGACGUCUGUUGGACAAACGUCAGAUCCACCAUAUGUGGUCUAUGUUCUUCCUGGCCAUAUGCUUUUGGUG
This is a messenger RNA of Rubroshorea leprosula, 2037 nucleotides long. The record is from the annotation of a GenBank genome assembly. Lineage: Eukaryota; Viridiplantae; Streptophyta; Magnoliopsida; Malvales; Dipterocarpaceae.